AAUAAUUAAUACAACAACUGUAAAAGUGACAUUGAAGAGCUCACGAAUCUGAAGAAAUCCCUCUUCUCUAAGAGAAUUUCUGAUCAAUUUACACUUUCUCUAUCAGUUUUCUUGUUAAUUUAAUGGAUUUUUCAGAGAUAUGGGCUAUAUUUGGACCUGGGGUCGCCGGCGCUGUCUUCGGCGCCGGAUGGUGGUUCUGGGUUGACGCCGUUGUUUGUAGCGCCGUCAAAAUCUCUUUCCUUCAUUAUCUUCCAGGUAUAUUUGCGUCUUUGGCUGCUUUGAUGUUUAAUUGCGUCAGAAAAGAGGAUAUUGAUUACUCACCUUAUGAUGAAGGAGAGUGGAGGUUGAAGCUGUGGCUAUUUAUUGCAUAUGUUGUAUCGUUUGUGUCUUUGGCUGCAUCAGUUGGUCUAUUGAUUCAAGAUGCGCUGGAAAAAUCUGGUCCUUCAGCUUGGACAGGAGUUGCAGGUGUUCUGCAAUGUGUGUGUGUCUUAAUCAGCGGGCUGGUCUAUUGGACAUCACACUCAGAAUCUUGAGAGGACACUGGAUGCCGUCUUACUCGAUCCAUUCUGUCAAGAAAGAGUUACAGUUUACUUGUAUAAAUGUGUGUUGGUUGUGCAGUGAGGCUAAGCACCAAAUAUAAAAACGCUCAUCGCUUCUUUCUUAUGAUAAUUAUUUAACUUGAAAAUUUCAUUGGAAAGCUCAAGGAAAUAUGUCUUGAAGUGGUUUGUUUCAAAAGACUUCAAUUAGUAUGUCUUCUACUUAAAGCAUGUCAUGCAUUGUAUCUUCCAUUCACGUUCAAACGUCUUUCAAGAUAUCCAAAUGGUUUUUUCGUCCUC
Molecule: messenger RNA, 836 nt
Organism: Solanum lycopersicum (tomato)
Lineage: Eukaryota; Viridiplantae; Streptophyta; Magnoliopsida; Solanales; Solanaceae
Biological process (GO): late endosome to vacuole transport via multivesicular body sorting pathway; protein targeting to vacuole
Source: RefSeq, a predicted model, not a curated record